Messenger RNA from Arachis duranensis, 1006 nucleotides. RefSeq names its product probable CCR4-associated factor 1 homolog 11. The record is from RefSeq and is a predicted model, not a curated record. Gene Ontology annotation, molecular function: poly(A)-specific ribonuclease activity; nucleic acid binding. Gene Ontology annotation, cellular component: CCR4-NOT complex; P-body; CCR4-NOT core complex. Lineage: Eukaryota; Viridiplantae; Streptophyta; Magnoliopsida; Fabales; Fabaceae. Bases 53 to 910 code for a protein of 285 amino acids. The transcript has a single exon.
CAAAAAAAAAAAAACAAAAAACAAAAUCGGAGAUUCUUUUCAGCUAAACACCAUGAUCGUGCCUUCUCCGCCGUCACUACACGGCACCUCCUCCGCCGUCCCCGUCAUCGUCACACGAUCAGUGUGGUCAUCGAAUCUCGAAUCGGAGUUCAAGUUGAUCCGUUCCAUCAUCGGUUCCUUCCCUCUAAUCUCAAUGGACACAGAGUUCCCCGGCGUCGUAGUUCGCCGCCUCGCCGAUUCCAACCUCCGCCGCCCCUCCGCCCACUACGCCGUCCUCAAAUCCAACGUCGACAGUCUCCCAAUCAUACAGAUUGGACUCGCUUUUUCGGACAACAAGGGAAACCUACCGAACCUCGGAACCUCAGAGAACUUCAUUUGGGAAUUCAACUUCAACGACUUCGACGUGGCGCGUGACCCUCACUCGCACGAUUCAGUCGAGCUUCUCCGCCGCCAGGGCAUCGAUUUCGACCGUAAUUUGAGAUUCGGCAUCGAGUCGAGGCGUUUCGCCGAGCUCAUGAUGUCGUCGGGGCUCGUCUGCAACGACGACGUUUCGUGGAUAACGUUCCACAGCGCUUACGAUUUCGGAUACUUGGUUAAGAUGCUGACGCAGAAGCAGUUGCCGGUGGAAUUGGGGAAAUUUUUGGGGCUGGUUAGGGUCUUCUUUGGGGAUAGGGUUUUUGAUGUGAAACACUUGAUUAGGUUCUGUUCAAAUCUGUAUGGAGGAUUGGACCGGGUUUGCAAGAUGUUGAAGGUGGACCGGGUUGUUGGAAAGAGUCACCAAGCUGGUUCAGAUAGCUUGCUGACCCUGCAUGGUUUCCGGAGGAUAAGAGAAGUUUACUUCGGUAAAGAAGAUGAUGCUGGUUUGGCUAAAUAUGCUGGGGUAUUAUAUGGUUUGGAAGAGAUUUUUUGAUAUUUUUCCGAGUUUUUCUUUUUAACUUUUUGUUUUAAUAAUUGUGUAGACUUUGCAAGUGGUUAGUCCUUAAUAAUGAAAAUUUCCUUUAAAUUA